Molecule: messenger RNA, 1729 nt
Organism: Microtus ochrogaster (prairie vole)
Lineage: Eukaryota; Metazoa; Chordata; Mammalia; Rodentia; Cricetidae
Gene: Ccdc83
Product: coiled-coil domain containing 83
Source: RefSeq, a predicted model, not a curated record
AGGGAGGUGGACUGGAGAAUGCUUUGAGCUGUUUGAACUUGAGUGACAAACCGCCAGCCGUUCAAACCACCCGCCGGGAGCCCGGGACUCACACCCAAAAGCGGUGGAGAGGAUGUCGGGAGAAAGCUGACAUUCUUGCGUGACCUCGGGCUUCUUCCUCCGUCCGCAAAGACUCCCUAGGAAUCCUCCCCACCACACCCGACACCCCCUCCUGUUGGUUUGCGGUGACACGAGAUGGGCUUGGGGGUCGCGCCCUCUGGUUUUUCCCUCGGGACGUUGUUCCUGGGCGGUUAGGAACUGUUGAGAGGGAUUCUCCUAAGCUCCCCCUCUUUCACCACCCUGAAGACAGGGAGACCAGCCUGGUUUGAGCCAUCCUAAACUUCAAGGUAUAUUCGUAGUGGUCAACCGGAGCCAUGGACAGCUCGGCGAAAGGAAACAAAAAGGAGGCGCAAGAUGGACCCCCAAAAGAUGCGAAGCUGCCGAUGAGUGAAGCCCUUAUGGACUACCAACGCGAAAUAAAGGAGAACGCAGUGGAGAGAUUCAUGUUUCAGAUCAGGAAGCUGAGGGACAAGAACCAAAGGUACCAAGACAGGAACAGACGCCUGAAAGAGGAGCAGAAGUGGCAUGUGAAGAACCUCCUGAAAGAACUGAGCGAGGAGAAGUCGGAGGGAGUGCCGCCCGUGACAAGGGAGGAUGUGGAAGAGGCCAUGAAGGAAAAGUGGAAGUUUGAAAGAGACCAGGAGCAAAACCUGAAAGAGAUGCGCAGACAAAUAAAUGAUGCGGAGAAACUGUUCCUCGAGAAGCUCGGUGAGAAAGAGUACUGGGAGGAGUACAAGAACGUAGGAAGCGCACAGCACGCUCAGCUCAUCGCUUCCUUACAGAACGACAUCAACACGGUCAAAGAAAACGCCGAGAAAAUGUCAGAACAGUAUAAAAUCACUCUAGAAGAUGCCAGAAAGCGAAUAAUCACAGAAACUCUGAUACAGCUGGACCAGAGGAAGCAAUGGGCCACACAGAAUGCUGUGAGGUUCAUCGACAAGAGCAACUACCGAGAGAUCUGGGAAAAUGACUGGCUGAAAAAGGAAAUUUCGAUUCACAGGAAGGAAGUAGAAAAACUGGAAUGCUGUAUUCAUCAACUAGAAGAGGAAAAUCUGGUGCUUAUCAACCAGCUGUUUAACUGUAGACUUGUGGAUCUCAAAAUACCCAGGAAACUGUAUCUCACUCAAGCCGCUGGACAGCAAGUGCCACCUGAAGACGCGUCUUUGAUGUUGCUAGAGACAGACAACGAGGAGAAUUUGAAAUCGCCUGCUAAAACAGAGAGUGGAGAAGCGCUGAGCCUCUUGCUGGGGAGCCACGAGGCUAGCAGUCCGGUCGUCCAGGUCACGAACACAGAGAGAGAGGGCAGCUCCUCCACCGAGUUCGGAGACUCCGUCACCCACUACUUACUGCACGAGGACGAGCAGGACUUCAAGGAGUACGUGAACUUGGGCCCCGUGGCUUUGAAGCUCCUGAGUGUAGAGGGCAAGAGGAUGCCCAUCCACUUCCAAGAGAAGGAGAGUCCUCUCAAGUCGUAUGAUGACAUCCAGAGUCCCGAGAGCCACAUCACGCACAAGAUGGUGAAGACGUUGCUCUAGGCCUGAAAGCAGCGUGGUGGGAACCGCCUUUCCGUACCCAUUCUCUGUGGAUUAAAGUGCCCAAGUGACUCGCUUCCCCCACAGGGGUCCAUCUU